This is a messenger RNA of Cucurbitaria berberidis CBS 394.84, 1381 nucleotides long. RefSeq names its product necrosis-and ethylene-inducing protein-like protein 1 precursor. The record is from RefSeq and is a predicted model, not a curated record. The transcript has 2 exons. The coding region runs from base 369 to 1088 and encodes 239 amino acids. NCBI's taxonomy places the organism in Eukaryota, Fungi, Ascomycota, Dothideomycetes, Pleosporales, Cucurbitariaceae.
UCCGACGUUUUACACUGUUCCUUGUCAUUACUUGCAGAUAACCCUGACGGUUCACGGCGAUGAAAACGCCUGCUUAACUGUUCUACCCAGUGUAUAGCCAAUGGUUUGUUCUAUAUAUGAGCAUGUGCACUUCAUGCAUGUGGUUUCUUGCAUCGUGGAAGUCCUAUUUGGGAAGGAACCAAGUAGAAGUAAUUACAGAAAAAGGACGAUAUCGGCAUAACGACUGGGCAUUUGCAUAAGAAGCAUCGCAGGACCACCGUGAAGUCAUUGCAAAGACAAUCGCAGGCCCCCCUCGUAUUAACUCGAACUCCCAGCAGCGUCCAAACUGCGACGAGCUGAUUCCAUCAAUUUACCGACUAGAAAAUACGAUGCUAUCCAACCUUCGGUACCUCCCGGUGCAGCUCCUCGCAGUUGCAACUUGCGUCCUUGCUUCACCAAUCAGCCUCACAAGUCGUGCCGUCAUCAACCACGAUGCCGUCGUAGGCUUCCCACAAACAGUUCCUUCCAACAUCGCAGGAAAGUUGUACCUCAAGUACAAGCCGUUCCUUCAGGUCUAUAACGGAUGUGUCCCAUUCCCUGCUGUUAGCGCUGCAGGCGACACUAGCGGCGGACUCGCAACUUCCGGCGACCCCAGCGGCAGAUGCAGCAGCUCCGUGGGACAAGUGUACGCGCGCUCAGGCACACUCAACGGCGCCUAUGCCAUUAUGUAUUCGUGGUACAUGCCCAAGGACUCGCCUUCCUCUGGUCUCGGGCAUCGCCACGACUGGGAGAACGUCGUCGUUUGGCUCAGCUCUCAAUCUGAAACUGCCACUGUUCGCGGUGUCGCUAUCUCCGCGCAUGGAAACUACCAGAAAGAGACGUCGCCACCGUUCUCCGGCACCAGGCCUAAGAUUGGCUACAUGAGUGUCUGGCCUGUCAACCACCAACUCAUUGCAACCGAUAAACAGGGUGGCGAGCAGCCGCUGAUUGCGUGGGAGAGUAUGACGCCUGCGGCAAGGAGCGCCAUUGAAACUACAGAUUUUGGUAGUGCGACACCGUCGUUCAGGGAUAACAACUUCCAGCGCUACCUUGGGGAUGCUUUUAUCUAAUUGCGGAGGGUGCGAUGACCUUGAGUAGUAGGCUUCGCAGUAUAUAUGGGCUCACAAUGAUUAAUGAAACACGGAAUCAAGAACAAAGUUAAUCAUGAGAUAUCCUCUGAGGACCUAUCGAUGUGCGUACAUGUGUCGAUUUUAUGUGUAGGGGAAGAUUAGUCAACAAAGACCCCAGGCUUAGACUAUCCAGUGUGCAAUGCUUUCUAGUAUUGCAUGUUACUCGUAGAUCGAGCUGCGACCACUCGAGCUGUAAGACUUCACCGGUAAUUAAAGUAUCAGAAAGCGAACAG